AUGAGAACUUGCUUGUGGGUUAUUGCUCUUCUUUUUGUUUUUGGGUUUGCUUGGGAAAUUGGUGCUGAUCAGAACGUGCCUACAGAGAGGAUUUCAGGAAGCGCUGGUGAUGUCUUGGAGGAUGAUCCAACUGGAAGGUUGAAAGUUUAUGUUUAUGAGCUGCCUAACAAAUACAACAAGAAAAUCCUUCAGAAAGACCCAAGAUGUCUCAACCAUAUGUUUGCUGCUGAGAUCUUCAUGCAUAGGUUCCUCUUAUCCAGCCCGGUUAGAACCUUCAAUCCUGAGGAAGCAGAUUGGUUUUAUACCCCUAUCUACACCACCUGUGACCUUACCCCCACUGGCUUGCCGUUGCCCUUCAAAUCUCCGCGGAUGAUGAGAAGUGCAAUACAGCUCAUAUCUACAAACUGGCCUUAUUGGAAUCGAACAGAAGGAGCUGAUCACUUCUUUGUUGUGCCUCAUGACUUUGGAGCCUGCUUUCAUUACCAGGAAGAGAAAGCUAUUGAACGGGGGAUUCUUCCACUGCUCCAGCGUGCCACCUUGGUUCAGACCUUUGGGCAAAGAAACCAUGUAUGCUUGAAGGAGGGUUCAAUCACAAUUCCUCCAUAUGCUCCACCACAAAAGAUGCAGGCCCACCUGAUUCCCCAAGAGACUCCACGGUCCAUCUUCGUAUACUUCCGUGGUCUAUUUUAUGACAUUAAUAAUGACCCUGAAGGUGGUUACUAUGCGAGAGGUGCGAGGGCAGCUGUUUGGGAGAAUUUCAAGAACAAUCCUCUGUUUGAUAUCUCCACUGACCAUCCAACUACAUAUUAUGAAGACAUGCAACGAUCGAUAUUCUGUUUGUGCCCUCUGGGUUGGGCCCCAUGGAGUCCGAGGCUAGUUGAAGCAGUGGUGUUUGGUUGCAUCCCUGUUAUUAUAGCUGAUGAUAUUGUCUUACCCUUCGCUGAUGCUAUCCCAUGGGAAGAAAUUGGAGUUUUUCUAGCUGAGGAGGAUGUCCCUAACCUGGACACAAUUCUCACUUCUAUUCCACCAGAAGUAAUCCUCAGGAAACAAAGAUUACUUGCAAAUCCUUCGAUGAAAUGGGCGAUGAUGUUCCCGCAACCUGCACAACCAGGGGAUGCUUUCCAUCAGAUACUAAACGGGCUGGCUCGCAAAUUGCCCCAUGCUCAAAGUGUUUACUUGAAGGGUGGUCAAAAGAUUUUAAAUUGGACAGAAGGUCCAGUGGGAGACUUGAAACCAUGGUAA
Prunus armeniaca (apricot) is the source of this 1242-nucleotide messenger RNA. NCBI's taxonomy places the organism in Eukaryota, Viridiplantae, Streptophyta, Magnoliopsida, Rosales, Rosaceae. The record is from the annotation of a GenBank genome assembly.